AUGCACGCCGCCACCUUCGGCGGCAACCCGCUCGCCGCCCGCGCCGGCAUCGCCACGCUCGAGACGAUCGAACGCGAAGGCCUGCUCGAGCGCUGCAAGCAGAUCGGCGAGCGCUUCAAGGCGAAGCUAUCGCCGCUUGUCGAUGAGCUGCCGCACGUGAAGGAAGUUCGCGGCGUCGGCGUGAUGAUCGGCAUCGAGCUGCUCGUCGAGGGCGCGCCGGUCGUCGCCGAGUGCAUGAAGCGCGGCCUCUUGAUCAACUGCACGCAGGGAACGGUCGUCCGUCUGCUCCCCGCGAUGAACCUCAGCGACGCCGAGUGCGACGAGGGCUGCGAAAUCCUCAUCGACGCGCUCCGCGGCAUCGAAACGAUCUUCGCGCUGACCACCGACCUCAAGCAAAAGUUGAAGCAAGGGGUGCGCGAGCCGCUGUUGCCGGGGCGAGUCUUGGCGCUCUUGUUCGAGAAGCCGUCGCUGCGGACCCGCGUCAGCUUCGAGUCCUGCAUGGCCCACCUCGGCGGCUCGAGUCUGAUGCUCGGCGCCGACACCGGCUUCGGCAGCCCGCGCGAAUCGCUUGCCGACUUCGCCCGCGUCCUCACGCAGAUGGUCGAUGUGGUCGUCAUCCGCAGCAAACGCCACGACACCGUCACCGAGUUCGCAAAGAACGCCGACUGCUCGGUCAUCAACGGACUCACCGACAUCUCGCACCCCUGCCAGGCGCUGGCGGACCUCUACACGGUCCGCGAACAUUUUGCCAAACAGGGUGGGGGCGACUUGAAGGGCCGCAAGAUUGCUUGGAUCGGUGACGCCAACAACGUCGCCCGCAGCCUGGCGCACGGUUGCGCGAGGCUUGGCGUCGAGUUCGUCAUCGCGGGGCCGAAGGGCUACCAGAUGGCGCCCGAUCUACUCGACAAGUUCCGCACGCAGAGCCCCGACGCCAAGCUCACCGUCCUCGAAGACCCCGUCGAAGCGGUCGAUGGCGCGUCGGCGAUCUACACCGACAUCUGGGCCAGCAUGGGCCAAGAGCACGAGGCCGACGUCCGCAAGAAGGCCUUCGCGGGCUACCAGGUGAACGAGGCCCUCUUCGCCCAGGCGCCCGACGACGCCAUUUUCCUCCACUGCCUCCCCGCCCACCGCGGCGAAGAGGUCACCGACGGCGUCAUCGACCACGAGCGCAGCCUCGUCGUCGAACAAGCCGCCAACCGCCUCCACGUGCAGAAGGGCAUCCUCGUUUG
Molecule: messenger RNA, 1229 nt
Organism: Symbiodinium sp. CCMP2456
Lineage: Eukaryota; Dinophyceae; Suessiales; Symbiodiniaceae
Source: the annotation of a GenBank genome assembly